This is a messenger RNA of Lacerta agilis (Sand lizard), 1587 nucleotides long. RefSeq lists its product as uncharacterized. Bases 391 to 1587 code for a protein of 398 amino acids. Lineage: Eukaryota; Metazoa; Chordata; Lepidosauria; Squamata; Lacertidae. The record is from RefSeq and is a predicted model, not a curated record. The transcript has 10 exons.
AAAUCGUCUCCUUUCUCUGCACACUCUCAAUCUCGUCUCACUUUCUUCUGUUAUUAAGACAUCCCUGAUUAAAUUGACAAGAAUAAGGGUUAUGAGCUGAAAUGCAGGAUAAUCCUGGCUCUUUAAAUAAAACAAGCUUUCUCUGUUCCUCAGUCAUGUCACAAGGUUGCUAGGUGACCUGAAAACACUCCAGUUGUAGGAAGCACAGGAGAAAUUCAGAGAGAAAUUCCAAAGGGUAAACGGGAUGGGUGGGAGGGGCACUGCACCCACUCUUCUGAGAAUUAACAAAGCCUACAAAUUGCCAGACUUCAACUCCUUUGCAAUAUUUGGUGUGUUUACCAAAGUGGAGUCCACAUUCUGUGGCAACUGAAAACAUCAAGGAAAGAAGUCAUGCGAAAGCUAAAAGGCAAACCAAAACCAAAACCUGGCUUAGCUAUGAAUAUUCUUGAAAAGUUCCUGCAAACUUAUGAAAAGCAUUGUACGGCAUCCCAAAGUUGUGUCAGUCCAACUAUCAAACAGGACUUACAGCAAUGUGUAACAAAUGAUAUAUUCAUUACUAAGUUCGUGCUUACAAAUGUAGAGGGCUUAUCAAGAAACGUGCAUCCAGUUUAUCUCACUCCUUUACUGAGGACUAUCCGAGAUGAACGAUAUCGGCGAGGGAAGGAGCUCUGUAUCUGUGGAAUUAACCUAUAUCCUCAAGAUAUUGCAAACCUUGCAAUCUUGCUACAACUGGAUGGACGUACCAUCUAUCCCUUUUCCAAAUUAGAAAUAACUCAUCAUGUAUUAGACCUUUGGAGCAUGGAGAGACUUGGAAUGGCUCUGCCUUACAGCCGUCUGAGUUCUCUUAUUCUGGAUUAUUCCAAAUGUGGUGAUAACUGUGUCAAUAGACUUACUGAUGGAUUAGAUGGGAAUAGAAAGCUUUUAACUCUGAGCCUCUGCUACUGUGAUUUGGGGCCUGAAAGUGGAUUAACAUUAGCAACUCUUGUAGUCCAAACUGCCAUUUGCAACUUGUUCCUGAAUGGUAAUCACUUGCAAUGUUUGGGUGCCAUAGAACUCCUCAGACCAAUAGCAGAGUAUGAAGAAAGCAUUGGACAAGUAAAGAAAGCAAAUGCUCAACUCAGCCUUGAAGCAAAGAAAGAUGCAGAUCUUCACUCAAAAGUUGCGAACACGACUUCAAAGACAAAUAGUUCUACUACAAUGGAAAAUAGUAGGAAGAAAAAGAAACGGAAAGUCUCAAAGAAAAAACGUAGGAAACCUGACCCUGGCCCAUGGUUAGCUAGGCUGCGUUUGGCUGAUAAUGCCAUAGAUGGAAGGUUUCGCCAAACAGAAGAAAACAUCAGAGAGUUUGUGCAGCUGUUGACUAGUCUAAUCAGGUACUCUGACCAUCUAGUGGAAGUUGAUAUCGAUGGCAAUGCUAUAGGAGAACGAAGUGCAGUCGCCAUAUUGGAAGCUCUUAAGGACCGAAAGAAAGACAAAAUGCCACGCAUAAACAUUGAGGUAACACCCCAGAUGUCAUCAAUGACCUUCAGGGAAAUUUUCAAGAAUUGUUCAAAAACAGCAAAAAAGAGGAAGAAAAAGGUGCAAUAA